Gasterosteus aculeatus aculeatus (three-spined stickleback) is the source of this 1336-nucleotide messenger RNA. Its product is annotated as NF-kappa-B inhibitor alpha. Gene Ontology annotation, biological process: toll-like receptor 4 signaling pathway; cellular response to tumor necrosis factor. Gene Ontology annotation, cellular component: cytosol. The record is from RefSeq and is a predicted model, not a curated record. Gene Ontology annotation, molecular function: NF-kappaB binding. Lineage: Eukaryota; Metazoa; Chordata; Actinopteri; Perciformes; Gasterosteidae.
CCCCGCGCCUCCGCACGCAGACGACGCUCCCCCCCCCCCGCUCCCCAACGCAGAGACACCAUGGACGUGCGCAGAGUGUCGAACCGCGACCCGAUGGAUUAUAACCUGGACAGCAUGGAGCCCAAACACGGCAAGGCGGCGCCCUGCCAGGACGAGCGCCUGGACAGCGGCGUGGACUCCAUGAAGGAGGACGAGCUCGUGAACGCCUUCGAGGAGCUGCACGUAAAAAUGACGAGCGACGAGCUCGCGGCGGAGCACGAGCCGUGGAGAUCCGCGGUGACCGACGACGGCGACACGCUCCUCCACUUGGCCGUCAUCCAAGAAGCCGCAGAACACGCGGCUCAGAUGAUCAAACUUUCUCACCAUCACCCCUUCCUCAACGCGCAGAAUCACCAGAGACAGACGGCGCUCCACCUGGCGGUGAUCACAGAGCAGCCCGGCUUGGUGGAGCGGCUCCUGAAGGCCGGCUGUGACCCGCGUCUGGCCGACGACGGCGGCAACACGGCUCUCCACAUCGCCUGCAAGAAGGGCUCCCUGGCCUGCUUCGGCGUCAUCACCCAGAGCUGCCAGCGCCACGUCGCCUCCCUGGCGUCCUUCCCCAACUACAGUGGACACAACUGCCUCCACUUGGCGUCCAUCAACGGCUUCAUCUCAUUGGUCGAGAGCCUCGUUCGGCUGGGCGCAGACCUCAACGCGCAGGAACAGUGCAGCGGGCGGACGUCGCUCCAUCUGGCCGUGGAUCUCCAGAACCCCGCGCUGGUGCGCCGCCUCCUGGAGCUCGGCGCCGACGUGAACUGCGUGAACUACGGCGGCUUCACGGCGUACCACCUGACGUACGGGCGCCAGAGCGAGGAGAUCCGCCGGCAGCUGUACGAGAGGACGGCUCAGGAGCUCAGGCAGCUGCCCGACAGCGAAUCAGACGACAGCGAUAUGGAGGACAUGGAUUCAUCGGAGGACGAGCUGUACGAUGACAUCCAGUUCGGGAAGUAAACGGAAGCAUCCCGUCUGCCGGUGGUGUGAACGACUGUGAAGCUGCUGCUAUGGUGCACGGCCAAACCCCCCCCAGCGAGGGACCACGAGUGCUGGUCCUGGGACCAAAGGAACGUGGCUCGUGACGGUGUCCGGUCUGGUCUAGCCGGGUUCGGAUCACAGAACGAUCCGAAACGACCACCAUGUAGACCAUCUGUAUACUGUAAUGUACUGUGUGUACUCCAGACAAGAUGUGUGUAAUAUAUUGUAAAUGCAGAGAUAUUAUUUUUGUACUUGUACAUAUGUGUGAAUUUAAACACUAUCAAGAAAAAUGUGUUCUGAAUAAAAGGAAGUUUAUAAAAUAUCA